This is a messenger RNA of Arabidopsis lyrata subsp. lyrata, 1468 nucleotides long. Its product is annotated as MATH domain and coiled-coil domain-containing protein At3g58270. Gene Ontology annotation, molecular function: protein binding. The transcript is spliced from 5 exons. Bases 186 to 1223 code for a protein of 345 amino acids. Lineage: Eukaryota; Viridiplantae; Streptophyta; Magnoliopsida; Brassicales; Brassicaceae. The record is from RefSeq and is a predicted model, not a curated record.
UCGGUGCUAUCCCAGUGUUCGUUUCGUCGUAUCAAAGAAGUUUCCUUUAGAGAUUUUUAUCUAACGCUUUGCGACCGAUUCAGUUUCUGAAGGAAUCUGUCUUCGUCUACGCGUUUCUCUAAAAAGGUGAAAUUUUUAACAACUGAUCUUUAUGAUUUCGUAAUCUCCUGCUCGUUACGUUGAUCAUGAGAACAAUGGGGAAAGAAGUUGAUAACAAGUUCACUUGGGUGAUUAAGAAUUUCUCCUCUCAGCAAUCCACAAAAAUUUAUUCGGAUGAAUUCUUCGUCGAUGGCUGCAAAUGGCGUCUUCUGGCCUUUCCUAAAGGAAAUGGUGUUGAGAAGUUGUCACUGUAUCUGGCCGUUGCUGGUGGUGAAUUUUUACCUGAUGGAUGGAGAAGACACGCAGAUAUCCACUUAAGUGUAGUGAAUCAACUCUCUGAAGAACUCUCUCUAACUAGAGAAACAGAACAUUUGUUUGAUGCGAGUACUUGCGACUGGGGUUUUGCAUCAAUGUUUUCCCUUAAAAAACUUCAUGACAAAGAUGGUGGUUUCCUGGUUAAUGGAGAGCUCAAGAUUAUUGUCGAGGUAUCUGUUCUUGAAGUUAUUGGCAAAUUAGACGUACCAGAGGAAUGUGAAGAGACAACCAAAUCUCUAAGCAAGGUUGACGAUAAUGACGUACCAGAGGAAUCUGAAGAGACGACCGAAGCUCUAAGCAAGGUAGUUGAAAAUGAUGGUGCAGAGUCUAAUGAUUCGCUCAAGGAAGCUUCAUCAGUAAAGGAAAGCAUGGAUGUCAAUGGCUUUCGAGUUCUUCCUUCACAGGUGGAAACUGUGAGCUGUAUAUUUGAAAGACACCCCGACAUAGCAUCAGAGUUCAGUCCAAAGAAUCAGCAUCUGAGGUCAGCUUACAUGAACGUCCUUCUCAGCCUAAUCAAGACUAUGUGCCAGUCGACUCAGGAACUUUCCAAGGAUGAUCUGUCAGACGCAGAUGCUGCUCUUGCAUACUUGACAGAUGCAGGGUUGAAUCUAAAUUGGUUGGAGGAGAAACUGGAAGAGGUGUCAGAAAAGAAGGAGAACGAGGAAGCUGGUGAGACUCGGGUGCAUGAAAUAGAGGAAGAGUUGAAGGAGUUGAAGUUGAAGUGCUCAAACCUGGAAGCUCAGCUGGGGAAGGAGAAAGCAAAUGUGUCUGUGGCCAGAGCUCCUUUCUCGUUCGAUGAUGUUGUUUAAUGGCUUCAGUAUUCAGAUUCCUUCUUAUAGUUCUGUUUGGUGUGUUAGUCGUCUUGAAACUCUGCAAGAUAAGUGGCUUAGGUUGGAUGUUUCCGCAUUUUGUGGUUCUUGACUCGUUAGGUUUCUUUAAUCCAAUGUGUUUCUUGUAAAGAAGUAGGUGUGUUUCUUUAUCAUUGAAUUUGACUAUUUCUAAAUAUGAAAUAUGUAAAAUCACCUAAAUCUAAUCGAAUAUGUGCCUAUCUAAA